Molecule: messenger RNA, 316 nt
Organism: Acanthoscelides obtectus
Lineage: Eukaryota; Metazoa; Arthropoda; Insecta; Coleoptera; Chrysomelidae
Source: the annotation of a GenBank genome assembly
CUUACAUUUCAUGUAAUCACAGAAUAAGCAGAGCAGUUAUGUUUGUUUUUCAACUCUUUUUUCUAGAUGAUAUUUAUUACAAUGCUUAUAGGAUUAGGAAAUUUCCGUAAUCAUGAAAUUAAACACAAACAUGGUAUAUGUUGGAUGUACGCGUUCAACUCCAUACCAUUGAAUAAACCCUAUAACUACGCCACUGUACAGACAUACAUGUUGACUGAAUCUGAACGAGAGAGAUAUGGGGAAUGACCCUACUCUGUGUCCACCCACCUCAUCUCUUGCGCAUUGCGCGGCUCACGAGAAAGCCUACUAGCUCUCC